AUGGUGCGCCUGCAUUGCCCUCCACCGCUGCUCGCCCCGUCGGCGCUGUGGUGCGGGAGACGCUACCGCCUCACGAACGCGAGCAUAUUGUCCAGCAUAAAAGGCAUGGCGGACGAGUCGGACGACAUCACCUCUAAGCUCGUGUACGUGCGGCGCAGGCAGGAGGAUGCGGUUGCGUGGGCCGUCAAGGAGAAGGAGGUGCUGGCGCAGAAGGCGAAGCGGCAGCUGGAGGCGGAGCAGCGGCAGCAGCAGGAGGAGGAAAAGCUCGAGGCGUACGUGCGAGAGGUGGCGGAGAAGUCGGGGCCCGACGCUGCAGAGGCGGCGCGGCAGCAGCUCGCGAAGGCNCGUACGUGCGAGAGGUGGCGGAGAAGUCGGGGCCCGACGCUGCAGAGGCGGCGCGGCAGCAGCUCGCGAAGGCCAAAUCGCCGUACUUCCGCUCCGUCGACGCGUUUGGCGACAAGAGCGUCAAGCUGCAGCACUCCUUCUCCGGCCUCGCCGACAACCGCAUCAUCACCUGGUGGGAGCUGCUGUACUGGAACUACCUGCGCUACGUCUUCACGCAGGAGCGCCUCAUCGCGAAGGACCGCUUCGGCAACAAGUUCACCGUGA
Trypanosoma grayi is the source of this 609-nucleotide messenger RNA. RefSeq lists its product as hypothetical. The transcript has a single exon. Bases 1 to 609 code for a protein of 202 amino acids. NCBI's taxonomy places the organism in Eukaryota, Euglenozoa, Kinetoplastea, Trypanosomatida, Trypanosomatidae. The record is from RefSeq and is a predicted model, not a curated record.